Suillus fuscotomentosus is the source of this 477-nucleotide messenger RNA. RefSeq lists its product as uncharacterized. The coding region runs from base 1 to 477 and encodes 158 amino acids. The transcript has 5 exons. The record is from RefSeq and is a predicted model, not a curated record. NCBI's taxonomy places the organism in Eukaryota, Fungi, Basidiomycota, Agaricomycetes, Boletales, Suillaceae.
AUGCCGGAUGAAAUACCGAAUCGGGACAUUUCUCUUGGACGCGCUGAUCAACGACGAAGCAUGAACAACAACAACAAUGUUAAUGGAGGAGACGGGGACCAAAAUCACGAGAUACCCCGGCAUCUUCUCCAGCACAUCCCAAGGCCUCGGGAGGUAGUUUUCAGGCUGACAAGAGACCAUCUAGAAAUGAUGUACAAUACCUGGGCUGUCGCGCGACGCCGUGUGCGUCAACUAGUCUAUCAGCCGGAGUUACCAUUCCCUCCCUACCCGCUGCCUCCGGUCUGGCCAGACGACCUGCGCACGAUGAUGGUGCUCUGGGUUGCGAGGGAGCGUCGCAUGUUCGAAAUGGAGAUGACUGAGCUUGAGCAUAUACUGGGACUCAGAGGUGCUGGGCACCAUACAGAUGAAGGAGAUUCGAGCGAAGAGGCCGAGAGUGUGAUCGAGGGGCUGCAUACAUGGGAUAGGAUAGAUGCAUGA